This is a messenger RNA of Cladophialophora carrionii CBS 160.54, 2859 nucleotides long. RefSeq lists its product as uncharacterized. The record is from RefSeq and is a predicted model, not a curated record. The transcript has 5 exons. Lineage: Eukaryota; Fungi; Ascomycota; Eurotiomycetes; Chaetothyriales; Herpotrichiellaceae. Gene Ontology annotation, molecular function: protein-N-terminal amino-acid acetyltransferase activity; protein binding. Bases 1 to 2859 code for a protein of 952 amino acids. Gene Ontology annotation, biological process: N-terminal peptidyl-methionine acetylation. Gene Ontology annotation, cellular component: cytoplasm; NatB complex.
AUGUCGGAUCUGAGCGUGAGUGAGCGAAGGAUACGCCCGAUCCAAGAUGCAGUGGCCAGUGAAAAUUGGAAGCAGGCACUUCAACUGUGCGACAAAUGGGCGAAGAAGGGAGAACGGUCUGACCGGUUUCUGGCGGUGAAAGCCUCUGUGCUUGUCCAACAGUCCGACAAAGCUCAGCAUGACCGAGGACGACAGGAGCUUCUUGAUCUCUGCAAGCGAACUCCCCCAGUCACAGACCCGGAAGCCAUCUAUCAGCUGCAAAGGACACUCAAGAGCCUCUCCCUACACGAAGAGACUCCGAAGCUAUGGGAACGAGCGGUUGCCGUUGGGAAAGAUACCAAAGAUCUCUACACGAGAUGGCUGAACCAAGCAAUAGCAGACAACAACUGGCGCAGUGCUCAAAAGGCCACCAUGGGUUUACGAAACUCAUUUCCAAAGGAACGACAGUAUGAGUUCUGGAACAUACUCAUGUGCCACCUGAUACACAAGCGAGAGGACAUACCCGAGAACGAACGUAUGCUGUUUGGUACGCUAGCAUAUCGCAUGAUUUCAAAGGCUGCCGAGGCUAUACCCAAAAAUGAGGAGCAAUCCUUGUCUUCGGCAAAGGCUAUCUCGGACCCUGAGGAGAUUGCGCUGUUGGUACAAGUCUUCAACUCCACAGGCCACGUCCAGGAGUCCAUAAAGCUCCUACUAGGCGGAUCUCUGAGCAUCGAAUCUCGCCUUGGAGCCAAAGAUCCGCAACUUGUCCUGUCUUUGGUGCUCGAAUCUCUAGAAGCGUCAGAGAACUGGGACGAAGCUCUGAAGGUGUGCCAGGAGCUGCUUUCGCAAUCCGAGUCACAAUCAGACAACCGUAUCUGGGCCCUAUGGCUCAAGGCACGAUCUCACUCCACAGAUCAAGACCUGCAAAUACAGUCUGAAGGCACCCUCGAAUCCAUCUGCACAACUAGGCCAAUUGUCCGCUCAGCAUAUAUCGCAAAGUUGAGCUUGUUACAAAGUCAACGAAGCGACCAGAUCGAUCAAGAUGCUUUGCUGCAGACAUGCAGGGAGUACUCUGAGGCAUACUCGGACAAGGCAUUCUGCUUUGACGACUUGAAGGACGCCUUGCGACGACUCGAUACACAACACUGGGACGAGUUCCUGCGGAUUGCCGAACAAAAGCAAGGGCAUUUGGGUCAACUGUUCGCGCUGAAGGUCGUCUAUAGCUCGAUACCCACUGCUGACUCGGAGCCGCCACAUGCUCGAAACCCAAAGCUGCUAUCUUUGGCACACAGGGCGUUGAAGCUAUACCGACUGUCCAUCUCCGAACCACCGUCGUGCCCUGAAGCAGCUCUUCUUGCAGCCUUGGCCAUCCUGCACCUACAAAUUCAGGAUCCCCAACACCAGCGGGUCCUCGUCGCCGCAAGCAUACUGGAGAUUGCGCGGUCCAAAUUUGAGGACUAUUACAUUUUGACGGUCCUCCUUGUUCGACUUCAAGCUCACUUGGGUCUACUUUCGCUCGCCAUGCAAAACUUCACCAAACUCAGUAUCAAGAACAUGCAAUGGGAAACAGUCGGUCAUCUGAUCUUGACCAGGAUGUCCACCUUACAUCCGGCCUUUAAUGGCGGGGUGGGCGAUCUUGAACCUCUUCUGGCUGCCGAGACUGGUGUCACAGUCCUUGAAAACGCGGACACGGCUCUAGUCCGAGGUAUACGUGAAGGUUUGCGGUUCAACAGCUACUCGAACAUCUACAACAGCGUCGAGAUGCGAUCCGACAUCGAACGGAGUAUGAACAAGCAAAUUUGCGCCAUUGAGGAACGUAGAGUGUCGCGAUGGCGGGGGUCGGAAUUCGACGACGCCACAGUCCUACCACCCACGGAUCCCUCAAAGGCACUCGUGGACAAGAGAGAUUACAGCUACAUGCCCAUCUAUUGUGAGGACGACCGGCGGAUGUUGGAAUCAUGCCACUGCGGCAAGCAGCCGAAAGAGGGCUGGGUCAACGCCAUGGUGCUCUACGACAACGUUGCCACCUAUCUCAAACAAGACCUGGACUCACACACAACCCCUGCAAAUGCAGCGUACAAGAACGUCAAACAGAUUCACGACCGAUUUUCUGCAGACACAUCCGUGCCCACCGAGCUUGAGAAGGAAAUGACCCGCAGUGAAUUGUCGACAUUCGACGCGGCCAUGAAUAUGGCACAGGCCAUCAUUCUUCUCACCGAAGGUCAAACAGUCAUUCGCUCUGGCGGCCCCGACGCCUCAAAGUCCUUGCCAGAUAUUAUCGCGCAUAUCAAGUCAUCGUUAACAGCCAACCUAGACGACCGUCGUAAAGAUAAGAAGACCAGCGACAAGGACGAAUCGAGCAUUGCAGGAAUGUAUAUCCCCUGGUGGAACGACUUACAUACGAGCUUCUCCGAACUGGAGAAAUUGCAAACCAUUUCCUACUUCCUGACGUGGAUCUCGAGGAAGUUGCAGAAAGGUGGCGGCAAGGCCUCCAAGACCCUCCUCGGGACUGUGACCAAGGCAUCCAUCUCCGAACUCCAGAGCCUUGUCGCCGAGCUUGAAGCCCAAACCCACGCUCACGCGCGCUGGAUGAAGUCUGAGAUCAACGAGCCCGGCGUUCUAGGCAAGCUCGUCGAUCUCGGCAUGGCGCGGCCAGCGAAUCCAGAUCUUUCCACCGACGCCACUGCCGAGGAGGACAAAGAUGGAAAAGGCGCUUCCACUUGGAUGUGGAAUGAGCUUAAUAUGGGACCGGAGUGGGAACAGCUGAUGGAGAAAGUUUGCGAUGAAGCUACCAUGGAGACCAUCUGCGGGAGAUACAAAGAGAGCUGGGACGAUGCACUGGAUGGGAUCUUGACGACCAAGGUACGGGUUGUGAAAUGA